Lynx canadensis (Canada lynx) is the source of this 1787-nucleotide messenger RNA. It is a transcript of the gene CCDC102B, whose product is annotated as coiled-coil domain containing 102B. The record is from RefSeq and is a predicted model, not a curated record. Lineage: Eukaryota; Metazoa; Chordata; Mammalia; Carnivora; Felidae.
AUUCAUCCAUUAUUUAUGCAUUUGUACCUUCAUCACUUAUCCAUAUAUUUGCAUAUCUGCUAGAAACUCAAAGACAAGUACAAUACUGUGUCCUUAAACGAUUUACAGUUCCCUGAGGAAACAGUUAGAUAGUGUUAUAACUGUCCCUGGGCCUGGAGCCCCUGAUCUAAUCAAUAAGGCCACCGGAGCAGACCGAAGACAGUGGUUUAACCAGACCUGAAAAGAUAAAUAUGAAUUUAGAUUCCAUUCAUCGGUUAAUUGAGGAAACACACAUCUUCCAGAUGCGGGAGCCAUCAGUUAAACCACCUUGUGACAUGUUAGCACCUGCUUCAUCCCCCAAGGACACUUGUCCUUCCUGUUUGCCACAUCAGGGACUGCAAUCACGUGCCGCUCACAACUUCUGCGCUCACUCCUGUAACACCAGUGAGUGGAAUAUUUGCGAAGAGCUUCGCCUGAGGGAACUUGAAGAAGUCAAGGCCAGAGCUGCCCAGAUGGAGAAGACCAUGAGGUGGUGGUCAGACUGCACUGCCAAUUGGAGAGAAAAAUGGAGCAAGGUUCGGGCCGAAAGGAACAGUGCCAGGGAGGAAGGAAGACAGCUCAGAAUAAAAUUGGAGAUGACGAUGAAAGAAUUGAGUGCACUGAAGAAGAAGCAGAGUUUGCCACAUCAAAAGGAGGUAUUAGAAACUACCCAAGACCUGAAGCAUCCUACUGUCAUGGAAGUGCCUUCUGCACAAAGAGACCCAUUUCACCUUGGUUCACAAACGUGGGAGUCUAUCAGAGAGUGUCCGGUAAAGAGAGAAUUUCCUACAAAGGAGAACCCGGAUAGUAAGGAAGAAGGUUUGAAUAUUGACCAGUUAAAAUUAAAUGAAGAGAUGAAACUCAAUCUUAACUGUCCUGAUUCCUUAAAAAAUGUUGUUUCUGAAAACGGUAUACUGAAAUCUGCAUUAAGACCACAAGCAAUAAACCUGCCUUUGGAGAAUAAAGUGCCUGAAGUUUCAGCUUUGCAGGUACAUCUGGAUGAGUUCCAAAAGGUUUUAUGGAAAGAAAGAGAAAAGCGCUCAUCUUUGGAAAAAGAAAUAGAACGACUGGAGUCAGCUUUGUCUGUAUGGAAAUGGAAAUAUGAAGAACUGAAAGACUCAGAGCCAAAAAAUCUGAAAGAGUUUAAUAUUAUUCCUGGUCAACAUGAAAAUGAAAUGAAAGAAAUAUGGGGAGAUAUAAAAGAAGAAUCAAAAUCUCAAACCGGCAAGGAUAGAGUGAUCUACGAGUUAAGAGCUGAGCUAGAGAGAUUGCAAGCUGAAAAUAUCUUGGAGCGGGACAAGAGGGAAAUACUUGAAACAGAAAAACAAGGACUGGAAAGAGAAAAUAGAAGGCUAAAGGCCCAAGUGGAAGAAAUGGAAGAGCUUCUGGAGAGGAGAAAUGUAUUAAGUGCAAACUCUCCAGGUCCUGACUUCAAGACCUCACAAAUUGAACUGCAGGAAAAAAUCAAGGAACUUUUAGGAGGACAGAGAGGAGAGGAGAGAAGAGAGGACAAGGGAAGACAAAUGAGGGAAGAAGAAGGGAAAAGUGGAAUUUGUGCCGACUAUAAAGUGAGAGGACAUAACAGAAUAACCAAAAUGGGAGCAAACACAAAUAGGCUAAUGUUUAUCAAAAUAUGUCCUGAUUUUGCUGUAAUGGAGAAAAGUAGAGUUGUAAUUCCCAACGAUUUUUCUAAAAAUGAUACCUUUCAGUGCUCGUUUGCUUUACCACUUUAUUCAGUGACAGGGAGGUUUGUACUUGGAAAGCCUUGA